This is a messenger RNA of Ostertagia ostertagi, 453 nucleotides long. Lineage: Eukaryota; Metazoa; Nematoda; Chromadorea; Rhabditida; Trichostrongylidae. The record is from the annotation of a GenBank genome assembly.
ACAUAUAACCGAUUGCAUCACGCUCACAGUGAGCUGCAGGUUUAUGAGGAAAAAUGUACCGGAUUGAAGCAACGACUUGACCUACUCAGGCAAAUAAAGGAAGCUCCCAUAAUGUACGCUACCGCGGUCACAGAGAAUGUUCGACGGAAGGUUUUUCAAAAAGAGUUCAAUUCCUGGUAUUCUAUACAUGUAGAUAAGUGUACUGCACUGUACGAUGAAGAAUCAAAACUGAGAGCUCAGUUCUCUGCGAAAAUGGAGAAGCAUUUUUUACGUGUACUUUUCCAUGGUAUGUUUGACACAAUCCCCCUCUUCUUUGUUAAAAGUCUGUCCAAGUUCGAUACAACUCUUGGUCCGAUCGAUGUCGAAUAUCUGAGGGAACUUCGCAAAAAUAUCGAAGAACUGAAGCAAUACCUGAAUGUCUCAGUUCCACAAGUGUUUCUUCGCCUUGAAGUC